This is a messenger RNA of Haplochromis burtoni (Burton's mouthbrooder), 8430 nucleotides long. It is a transcript of the gene mybpc2a, whose product is annotated as myosin binding protein Ca. NCBI's taxonomy places the organism in Eukaryota, Metazoa, Chordata, Actinopteri, Cichliformes, Cichlidae. The transcript is spliced from 30 exons. Gene Ontology annotation, molecular function: protein binding. The record is from RefSeq and is a predicted model, not a curated record. The coding region runs from base 4884 to 8042 and encodes 1052 amino acids.
GAGCCACUGCCAAGCAGGGACGAAGACGCUUUCAGAGGAAUCGCUGUAAACAGACACAGUCAUGCCUGAGCCCCAGAACCCAGCAGCCGAGGGUGUUAAGGAUGCAGCAGCCCCUGCUGAUAACAAGGGUAAGAAACCGGCGUUCAGUGUUGGUUAGUCUCUGUGUCACGCAGACUGUCUGUAGAUCAUCCUCAUCCUCAUCUUUCUCAUCCUUUUCAUCAUCGCUGUCAGCUUCAUCACCUUCAUCCUCAUCAUCAAAAUAAUGUCUUUCCUUCCACUGAUUCAGAGAUGUCAGGAGAGGAGGAGGGUAAGGUUUAAAGAUGAACCCGAACAAACACAGAAGCAGUGAACUUCUGUGGUGAUGGGGUUGAGUGUGGAGAUGCAUGAUCACACACUUACACACAUGCACUUGAGCAGUUCAGAAUUCCUCGGUAAUCACUUGUUAAAAUCUCGAGCAGUGAAGAAGGUGAAGAAGGUGUUUAAUUCACGGGUAAGUGUCACACCGUGUAUACACGAGCCCGUCUAUAUGAUAUUUUUGGCUUUAUUUAAAUCUGUGAUUACAUGCAAUGGAUACAGAUGAAUAUUUGCCUUUUAGCUACAUUUAUAUAAUUUACUGGAGCAAUAUAGCAUUCCUAAAUUAAAUCUUAUUCGUGUAGGGAACAGCUGAGGACUUCAACCAAUUUUAAAUCAGUUAGAAAAAGAUAAGCUGGCACCUUAUCAGCACAAUAUUUAUCCUGAUAUUAGUUUAUUUAUUUAAUUAAAAAGUAGGUUUUGUGUCUGAUUUUUUGUUUGCAGCUUCUACAUGUGUAUCUAUGUUUAGCUGAUAUACAAAAAAGUGUUUGUGAUUAGACAAAAUCCAACAUGGAAGACAAAUCGCCCCUUUUGGUUUUUCCAGAGGGGACAUAUCCAGAGAGGAAAACAUUAAAUUUAGUAUUAAUUGCUGCAGGUAAAUUGUAAUACAAUUAAAGGCAUUGAAAUUAAAAUCUCUAGGUUGCCAUGGCUACAAAAAUUCUUGCCUAUUUCCUCAUGUUUUAAAUAGCAUCAGUACUACUACUGUACUACCAAUGCCGAUAAUAAAGAUAUGAAUAAUUUAGGAAGUAAAUGUGUUCGGCAGAGCCACUGCGGAAGUCUGAACUGAUGCUAUCUGUGCUGCUAAAUAAAACUAUGGCAGUGAGUAGGACUAAACAAUUUACACUGGUGUCAUGAAAAUAGAAAUGAUUUUAAUCAACUUCCACAUUAACAUCAGUUGUUAAUCCAAAUGUCAGAUAACCUGUUGAGGUUUUACUGUUUUCGUGAAGAUAAAGGUUCACUAAAAUAACCACUAUAAAAUAGACAUAAUACAUGUUUUACUAAUGGUUAAGAAUGUUAGAAAACAGAAUGGAGAUUCUCAACCUGUUAACCUCCAUCUUUUAAGUGGAAGGAAGCUUUUAUAUUUACAUUUUAACAUUUUCUUGUUCAAUAUGACUUUUAACUGGAAUAUUGAACCGUAAACUGUUUAAGUGUCAGUUAACAGUUAAUUAUUACAUGUAAUAAUGAAUUAUUCUGAAAAUCGGCUAAAGCUCAUUUUCCUGUGAAUUUUCCUUUUUCGAAACUACAAACUGAAAUAGUUAAUAUUUAUUUUUAAUUCAGGAGUAGUAAACCUGGGAUAUACCCAGCACCUCUAGCGUUUUCUGAAAUGCCCGAUGAUGGGUUCAAAUCAAUAAUAUAAAUUAUUAUUACUAAUUAUUGUUGUUGUUAUUGUUCUGGUUGUGUCAUCACCCUGUAGUGUUUUCCAGCCUUCUCUAUAAUAUAAGAUGCUACUUUGUAUUUGUGAGAAAGAAAACUGAGUUUUAUUUUCUUCUUUUGCUGAUUUUUCCUCUUAUUUCCAUCAGGGACAUCUGUAAGAAACAUAAUUAUUUCUCUCUGCAAAAAAAAUGUAUGUUCAGCAAUAUAUAGCUUUGUUCUGGGACCUCCCCACCCUUCUAUGUGCAUAUGUAAUCAGCUCAAACUGAGAGUUAGAGCAAUUUCACUGGAAGUCGGGGGGCCUGGGAGGCACUUAACAUAUAGUAAACUAUAAUUAACUGUUGUUUACAUAUAUAAUAUGUUCAUAGAUUGUGGCUGGUGUGUUACCUGUAAAUAAAAGACAUAGCCACUCAUUGAUUUAUGAACUACUGUUAUGAAACCUCAAGCCUCAAUCAAAAGUGAUGAGAGAUGUGUGUGACUGAAAAACAAGGCUUUAUCUGCCUUUUUGAUAGAAUUAAAUAUAAUGUACAAAACAGGCACUGUGUUGUAUUCACGAAGAUGUGAAAGCAGCUUUAAGACCGUAAAGUUAUCAGGAAAGGGUUUACUGAAGUCACAGAAUACAAAGCUCUUCUCUUUUCAGACCCAGAAAGUAUAAAAAGCAAUCUUUUAUACAGUGUAUGUUUUUGAUUCUGUUGCACGAUGGUCUUUAUUUAUGUUUAUGUGAAUUUCCUUUAAUUGCAGCUCAUAAAAAGUCUUAAAUAACAGGUUCCCAGAGAGUGAAGUACACUUUGUUGCACAUUUAUGUGAACAGUCUAUUUGUGUAAUAUGUUCACCCUUUGAGUUCACCUCUCUGGAUUGAAUGUCAGUUCUUAUUAUGGGCCAACCGUAAUAGAGGGCAUGAGCAAGAAAGUUGGACACGUGGUUCUCUGCCCGUGUAUGUGUGAGUGUGUGCAGUCAAGAUGAAUUAUUACAUAAACCUUCUGCAGCUCACCGGGAGUGAUUAAAUGUGUGUGCGCGCAGGUGCAAUGAUGAGGUAGAGCAGCGAUUUCUACUUAUACUCCAGCUCAUUUAUGCUUAGUCACAGUCUUUGAAGGGGUACAUUGGCCAAUAUACAGUUAGAACCCAAAUCAGACAAUUCCAAGCAAACAUGAUUGAAAAAGCCAAAGCAACACUCAAAGCAAAUGGCUGGCACAGCUUUAGUCUGUUCUUAACUCCAUGACCUUUUGCUUAAUAUGCCAUAUGCCAGUGAACUUAGCUAAUUUGUUUCUCAAAUCCUUUCUGUUGUGCCCACCAUGUUAGCGUUGGCUGCAGUUGGCAGAGCUAAAACGUUGGCUGUGAUUUGAGAGUCCCGCUUUGGGGGAGAACAUAAACAGUGAGGGAGGCGUGAUGUUUUGCAAUCUAAAGGGAAACUCUACUGAUCUGAUCUCGCUCCAGGUGUAGGACCGUAUGAAUUUAUAUGUGAAAAAACAAAACAAAUCUGAUAAGCCUCUGUUGUUUUUUUUUUUUUUCGCUAUUCUAAAAAACAUAAAACACAAAAGUGCUGCAGAAAGUUCACCAGACCUUGUGACUGUAAGCUUGAUGUUAUUUCUGUGAUUUUAACAACAUAUGCAUAGUGCAUGUUAACAACUUCACCCUUACAUGUCAUGUAUGGAGAUAUUUUGCAUUUCUAGGGGAAUUAGACACCACAACUAAACUGGGAAACACAAUUUUUACCAAUCUGUGAUUACAAUGGACAACAUGAUCAUAGCAUCUAAAGUGUCUAAGAUGCACAACGACAAACUAACACCCAGACCGACAUCCAGUCCAGAGUACAAUAGCAAAACAGAAUCGAGAAGUCCUUCAGACAAUCUAAGGUUACCAAAUUCAGAAAUACAGCUGGCACCAACAGCUUGUAUUUGUUUGUGAGAACUCACGUUUUCCCCCCCAUUAUUUUAGCAUGGCAGAGAAGUUUAAAUAUGGCAGUACCCAUCAUCCAAUGAGAAGACGCCAGUCAGUCUGUUGAGGUAUUGCAAAUUUAAAUCAUAUUUUCUACUACUACAGGAAUAAUUGCCUUUCCUUCUCGGCCCAGGGCAUCUGAAACGGCACCCCCAACUUUUCAACUCAAUUUUGUGUCCAGCCUGACUUGGGUCUCACAGAUCCACCAUAACAGAAACUUCCUAAUUUAUCUAUCAAAAACCUCUGAGCCAUCCUUGGAUUGCUGCCUUUUGUUUGUUUUUAACUUAUAUCUGUAAUCUGGCACACUGUUUACAUCUGGAAGUCUCAGUCGACAUCUGUACAACAUCUGGAUCUUGCCACCAACAACCUACAUGCCUCAUGGCCUGCAACAUCACAGCUUGAGUCAGUGCAGGGAUUAUUAUGUUUUGGGGCCUGAUAAUUAAAAUUUUCAGAUUGUUUCCUUUUACACUAUUAUGUCACUUUCUGUGGCAGAAAUGCAGCCGGCUGUAGACGGUAAGCACUGUCCUGCAGCUAAAUAGCGUUAUAGGUGUGCUGACAUAUGUGUGCGCUCAUUUUGUCCUUACUCAUCUGUAAAAUUAAACACAUUGAUUUAUCUCUACAAUUAUCACUGUAACUCACAGAGGCACGGGCAGUUUAUGACGCCAAGCACUUUUCUGUCAUACUGUGUUUAUUUACAGCAUGCAUUUGCAUGGAAAGCUUACAGUACAUUAUAUCUGCAUUACCACUUAUUUAGUCCUGUUUAUUUACAAAACCUGUGCUUAUUCUUCAUUAACAGAUUUAGGUAAGUGCUUUGCUUUGUUGUUAUAUCUGUGUGUUUGUGUGUUUGUCUGAAGAUACUGUGGUUGUCUGAGUGAAUAGGCUUAUGAAUUGUCUUUAAUCCGAUCUUUGUUGAAGCAUUUUCAUUCUUUAUACACAGACACACACACACACACACACACACGCUCAGACAGCCCUCUGCAGUCUGAUGAGACCUGUGCUGUUCUGUGAAGACUAAUUUCCAUGUACCAACUGUUUCUUUUCAUUUAGCCAACAAUGAGCCUAGGGAUGAGUUGCCUCCUGAUGAUCAUCUUCCAGGGGAGGGUCCUCAGCUGUCUGAGCCGACCGGCCUGUUUGUGCUGAAGCCAGAGAGUGUUACAGCAACAAAAGGCAAGGACAUCACGUUUGUGGCUAAAGUGGACUCCUCAAACCUGAUAAAGAAACCGGUGAUGAAAUGGCUGAAGGGGAAGUGGCUUGACCUGGGUAGCAAAGCUGGAAAGCAUCUUCAGUUUAAAGAGUCCUAUGACAGAAACACCAAGAUCUACACUUACGAGAUGAGCAUCAUCAAAGUAGUGGAUGGAGACGCAGGUGGCUACCGCUGCGAGGUCACCUCCAAAGACAAGUGCGACAGCUGCACAUUCGAAGUCUCUGUGCAGGCUGCACAAGAGGACCAGCAGGACAACAUCUUGGAGGCAUUUAAGCGAUCUGGAGAUGCAGAUGAGGAUGCUGGAGAGCUAGACUUCAGUGCACUGCUCAAGAAAAGGCAGAAGAAGGAGAGGAAGGAGGAACCAGAAGUGGAUGUAUGGGAAAUCCUAAAGAAAGCUAAGCCCUGCGACUAUGAGAAGAUUGCCUUUCAAUACGGCAUCACAGACCUGAGGGGUAUGCUGACGAGGCUGAAGAAGAUGAAGGCUGAGUCCAAAAAGAGUGAUGCUUUCCUGAAGAAGCUGGAUCCAGCAUACACAGUGGACAAGGGCGAGAAGAUCCAUCUCACAGUGGAAGUGGCUGACCCCAACGUUCCAGUCAAAUGGUUCAAAAAUGGACAGGAAAUCAAACCAUCAGCUAAGUAUGUGUUUGAGAGCGUGGGCAACAAGCGGACACUCACUAUCAAUAAGUGCAACCUGUCGGAUGACGCAGCAUACGAGUGCGUGGUCGGGGAGGAGAAGUGCUUCACGGAGCUUUUUGUCAAAGAACCUCCAGUCACCAUCACCAAGCUGCUGGAUGAUGUUCAUACAGUGGUGGGUGAGAGGGUGGAGUUUGAAGUGGAAGUGUCUGAGGAAGGCGCUAACGUCAUAUGGAUGAAAGAUGGAGUGGAGUUGAAUAGAGACACUGCAGGUUCAAAGUACAGGUUAAAGAAAGAUGGGAAGAGACAUAUUUUGAUCAUAAAUGAAGCCACUAAAGAGGAUAUUGGAACGUAUUACGUCUAUACCAACGGUGGGGAGUCAAAGGCAGAGCUGGAGGUUGAAGAUAAGGAGCUGGAGGUUCUACAGAGCAUAGCCGAUCUGACAGUGAAGGCAUCUGAGCAAGCUGUAUUCAAGUGUGAGGUGUCUGAUGAAAACGUGACCGGAAAAUGGUUCAAGGAUGGUGUCGAAGUCGAGGCCAGCGAUCGCAUCAAAAUUUCACACAUUGGAAGGAUCCACAAGCUGACGAUCAAUGAUGUGAAGGCUUCAGACGCUGGAGAUUAUACCUUCGUCCCUGAUGGCUACGCACUUUCUCUCUCAGCAAAACUGAACUUCCUGGAGAUAAAAAUUGAAUAUGUUCCACGACAAGAUCCUCCCAAGAUCUUCCUGGACACCGGUAGCUCCGGCGGCAAGAACAACAUUACGGUGGUGGCUGGAAACAAACUUCGCCUGGACGUUCAGUUCACAGGAGAACCGGCCCCCACUGUGUGCUGGAUGAAAGGAGACCAAGUGUUGUCCGAGGCUGAGGGACGGGUCCACGUGGAGUCAGAGCAGAACGUGUGCAGCUUUGUAAUAGAGGGGGCGGAGAAAGCGGACGAGGGCCAAUACUCCAUCACGGUGACUAACCCUGUCGGCGAGGACAAGGCGGAUCUCUUUGUUAGAGUUGUGGAUGUGCCAAACUCUCCUGAGAACGUCAAGUGCGCAUCAGUUGGCGAGGACUCUGCCAUCAUCACAUGGGACCCUCCCGCCUUUGACGGUGGAGUUGCCGUUAAAGGGUACCUGAUGGAGAGGAAGAAGAUAGGCUCGCCCAGAUGGACGAAGCUCAACUUUGAUGUUUACGAGUCCACCACAUACGAGGCUAAGAAGAUGAUUGAAGGUGUACUCUACGAGAUGAGGGUGUUUGCAGUCAACGACAUUGGCAUCUCUCAGCCCAGUGCAAGCUCAAAGCCCUUCAUGCCCAUUGCCCCCACCAGUGAGCCCACUCGUCUCACAGUAGAUGAUGUGACAGAUUCUACCUGUGCACUCAAGUGGCGUCCUCCAGAGAAAAUCGGAGCAGGUGGCAUCGAUGGCUACAUCAUUGAAUACUGCAAAGAAGGAAGUGACCAGUGGGUGCGGGUUAAUGAGGAACCAGUGGGAAAUAUCCAUUACAGGGUGAAGGGACUCCCAGUGGGGGAGAAAAUGCUAUUCAGAGUGAUCGCAGUCAACAUUGCCGGCCACAGUCCUCCUGCCGUUCUCUCCCAAGCCGUCACUAUCCGAGAGAUCGUGGAAAAUCCAAAGAUACGCCUGCCUCGGCGUCUGAGAACCAAAUUCAUCACACAGGUGGGCGAGAAGGUGAACUUGGUCAUCCCCUUCCAGGGAAAGCCUCGUCCUGUUGUGACCUGGUAUAAAGAUGGUGUUCCCAUGGAGGACCGCACAGUGGGAACUCGUACCAGUGAAGUUGACACCAUCCUCUUUAUUCGCUCUGCUGAGAGGGUCCACUCUGGAAAGUACACACUGUCUGUUCAGAUUGAAAACAUGUCAGACAGCGCUGACAUACACAUCCAGGUUGUAGAAAAGCCUGGUCCUCCCAUCGCCGUGCAUGUCACAGAUAUCUGGGGCUUCAAUGCUGCGCUGGAGUGGAAGCCGCCUAAAGAUGACGGCAACUGUGAGAUUAUUGGCUACACCAUUCAGAAAGCUGACAAGAAGACUAAGGAGUGGUUCACGGUCUAUGAGCACAACCGCAGGCCCAGCUGCACUGUGUCUGACCUGGUCAUGGGGAACGAGUAUUUCUUUCGAGUGCUCAGCGAAAACAUCUGUGGCCUCAGCGAUGAGCCUGGCAUCAGCAAGAACACCGCUGUCAUUACCAAAACAGGUUUGCUCUACAACACUUCACCCUACAAAGAGAUAGACGUGAGCAGCUGUCCUAAAUUCACAGCUCCCCUGGUGGACAGAAGUGUCAUUGCAGGAUACAGUGCCGCCAUCUCCUGUGCCGUUCGUGGCAACCCCAAGCCAAAGAUCAUUUGGAUGAAGAACAGAAUGAUCAUCGGUGAAGACCCCAAGUUUCUGAUGCAAAACAACCAGGGAGUGUUGACUCUGAAUAUCCGCAAGCCAAGCCUGUUUGAUGGGGGCAGAUACUCCUGCAGGGCCAUCAAUGACCUCGGGGAAGACGAGGUGGAGUGCACUCUGGAGGUUCGAGUUUUACAAGAGAAAGGGGAGGAGGCGAAGAAAUGAGCGGCACUGCGAAACAGCAGAGGAUACAGUUGAACAGGAAUAGUAAUGGAUUAUGUAUAACGGGAUAGUCAUGAAUAAAUAUGAUUAAAAUAGAUCACUUGUGAGGCUCUAAAGCCACCCCGUGCACCCCCCACCCCCCUAAACGCAUAUGCUUGCCUUUCACCGCUGCUAUGAUGAAUGCCAUAUCAGUAAUAUGCCAUAAAUUCUUUCAGCACGCUGCCACCUUGUCACUCCCUGACUGAGAGAACCCACAGUGUAGAGUAGUAGAGCUGCCCUGCUGUGACCACACACACAGAUGGAUCCUUCUUAUCUGUGAAGUGGACCUGUCACUGAACACACUUAUAAAACAGCCUUUCAUCCAUUACGGCUCCCUGUGUUGUCUGUUUUG